AUGAGUAUACGAGCUUAUGCAGUAGUGGAAAGAUUGCUAGCGCAUGCGCCUGUACCACUCCCAUCAAGUGUCUUCGAGCAGCCAAUGACAGCCGCUGUUUCGCUUGAGGACGGAGACAUGAUUAAUAUGAUGAUGGCUGUCUUGAGUCGAUACAGGCGUAUGGGAUUCAAAAGGAGUAAAGUGCUCAGGUCGGACUCUACAUACGGCCUACUCGAACCCAUACAAAAGGCGAUAGAUAAAGAAUGUCCUGAGAUACUGGAACUGGUACUUGGUCAUCUACGCGACUAUAUGAAGCUUCCUGAUAAGACCCACUUUCGCAAAUGGAUAAAUCAGGCUGUUAAACUUAAACACAACAAGGCCCUCAUAUCUCUUCUCCAAGCCGCGCCCGCGUCAAGCCCCAUCCGUAUCAACUCCAAGGUCUUCGAGCUAGGCUGCAGAACCGGCGACUCCGCUAUCGUCAACACACUUCUCACAUUCGGACGCAUACAGCUGGAUUCCGACAACACUUCGGUAUCAACACUGGCGAUUGCCAUAAGACUCGGCCAUAUCCCGGUCAUCCGCACUGUGAUCGAAGCUGGUGCAGAUAUUAAUAUGGCUAUGGGCACUCAUCGGCUCAAAUCCAAGGCUCGCACUACCGUCACACCUAUAGAGUACGCAAUUCACCUCAAGAAAUACGACGCGGUAGCCUACCUGAUCGAGUGCGGAGCGAGUGUUCCUCCAGUCGAUACCUGGCCACCUUCUCGAAAGAUGCAAAAGGUCCUUCAGAACGCUGUGAACAAGAAAGGCGCGACAGCUAAGUGA
Molecule: messenger RNA, 801 nt
Organism: Alternaria atra
Lineage: Eukaryota; Fungi; Ascomycota; Dothideomycetes; Pleosporales; Pleosporaceae
Exons: 1
Coding region: 1-801 (266 amino acids)
Molecular function (GO): protein binding
Source: RefSeq, a predicted model, not a curated record